AUGUGCGACAUACCCUUCUUCCCCAUUUUCCCAAUCUGCUUCCAAUGCGGCACAGAUCAGAACCCGUGUCAUUGUAAAGUCGUCGGACCAACACUAGGACGAGAGUAUGAUCUUCCCAUCCGCGAGCCCAAGACGAAAAACAGAGCUAACAAGGGAAUUGCUAGUGUGCUUGGUUAUCCGGUAAAAUUGAAUGGGAAAAUCAGUAACGCCAUACCGUUCUGA
Messenger RNA from Penicillium cataractarum, 222 nucleotides. RefSeq lists its product as uncharacterized. NCBI's taxonomy places the organism in Eukaryota, Fungi, Ascomycota, Eurotiomycetes, Eurotiales, Aspergillaceae. The transcript has 2 exons. The record is from RefSeq and is a predicted model, not a curated record. The coding region runs from base 1 to 222 and encodes 73 amino acids.